Messenger RNA from Recurvomyces mirabilis, 933 nucleotides. RefSeq lists its product as uncharacterized. The coding region runs from base 1 to 933 and encodes 310 amino acids. Lineage: Eukaryota; Fungi; Ascomycota; Dothideomycetes; Mycosphaerellales; Teratosphaeriaceae. The transcript has a single exon. The record is from RefSeq and is a predicted model, not a curated record.
AUGGUUUUCAACGCCAAAGGCGCAAAUGCCACAGCUGGCUCCACCAUCUCUGCGGCUCCGGCAGCUCGCACAACGCCACAACAACAAAUGUCAACCCGCGGCGCAGUCAACAUCUCACGAGCACCAGGCGCGCAGAGUCCAGCGAACUCACCCUGGAGCUCAGGCCGCACCAACCUCCUGAAGCAAACCCUUGCCAAGUCCCGAGCACCCACCCAAAUCAAUGCCGCCGCCUCCACAGCCGCACUAGCCUCACAAAUAGGGCAAAUGAAUCUCGGCAGCCCACCAGCCCAGACCCCUUGGGACCCAUCCCAAGGACCCACGCAUUCAAACGUCGACCUCCAAUCCAUGGCCGCCUGGCGCGCCAAAGCCGCCCCUCAGAGUUUCGCCGGUAGCGCCGUGACCACGCGUUACGCAUGCUAUAACGUGCUUUGCCGCUCUUCGGGCUGGAACCGCUCAAAUUUCCGCAAGGGAGAUGUCAUCGCCAUACCGUUCCACACAGCCAACACGAACCCCCACGUCGAUCCCAAUGAUCCAGCCCUGGGGAAGACGAUCUGGGGACCCGUGUACAGCAAACGCCGGAUGGUGAUUGUACUGUGGAUUCACGAGAGGGAUAUGUUCUGUCUCCCGCUCUUCACACACAAUCACACUGGUCUGUCUGGCAAAGGGAAGCAUAUCCUCCACGAGUAUGUGUCCCUGAAGAAUAAAGGUGAUCGGGCGCAUGUGCAGCAGGGUUUGUAUCCGCCAGUGGAAGUCGAUGCGUAUAAGAGACCCAUGGAUAAGGGCACCGCGAUUCAGUUGACGGGUGGGUUGAGAGUGUCGUGUAACGACGAUGUUACGUUGGCUGGCCGGGUGACAAAGGUGAGUUAUAAUCGCUUGCUCGAAUUGUGGAGGGACGUUGUUGAUAAUGCGCGGACUGAGGCGUGGGUGGACUGA